CAGCAGCCAGAUGUGCCGCUGAGGCGCGCGGCGGCCAUGAACGCGGCGGAGGCGGCGGGCGCCGGGCCCGAGGCGCGGCUGCGCCAGCUGGAGCGGCUGGUGCUGGGCGGCGCCGGCCGCUCCGACGGACACAUGUUCUCGGCCGAGACGCUGCUCGACGUGCUGGUCGUGCUGUUCGACGAGUGCGCCAACUCGAGCCUGCGCCGCGAGAAGACCGUCUCCGACUUCCUCGAGUUCGCGCGGCCGGUCGUACAGCGUGUGAAAUCCCUGCGACUAUGUCGGGACGCCUUCGAGAUUCUCAAAGUGAUAGGGCGUGGUGCCUUCGGCGAAGUGUGCGUGGUCAAGAUGCGCUCCACGGAAAAGGUGUACGCCAUGAAGAUCCUCAACAAGUGGGAGAUGCUGAAGCGGGUGGAGACAGCGUGCUUCCAGGAGGAGCGCGACGUGCUGGUGUACGGCGACCGGCGCUGGAUCACCGACCUGCACUACGCCUUCCAGGACGACAACAACCUGUACCUGGUGAUGGACUACUACUGCGGCGGCGACCUGCUGACGCUGCUGGCCAAGUUCGCCGACGGCAUCCCAGAGAGCAUGGCCAAGUUCUACAUCACCGAGAUGGUGCUGGCCAUCGACUCGAUCCACCGGCUGCGCUACGUGCACCGCGACAUCAAGCCGGACAACGUGCUGCUCGACGCCAACGGCCACAUCCGGCUGGCCGACUUCGGCUCCUGCCUGCGGCUCAGCGAGGACGGCACCGUGCAGAGCAACGUGGCUGUCGGCACGCCCGACUACAUCAGCCCCGAGAUACUGCGGGCGAUGGAGGACAACCAGGGCCGGUACGGACCGGAGUGCGACUGGUGGUCGCUGGGCGUCUGCAUGUACGAGAUGCUGUACGCCGAGACGCCCUUCUACGCCGAGAGCCUGGUGGAGACGUACGGCAAGAUUAUGAACCACAGCAACUGCCUGGACUUCCCGGCCGACGUGGAUGUCUCGGAGAACGCAAAGGACCUGCUGAAGCGGCUCAUCUGCUCCAAGGAGUUCCGGCUCGGACAGAACGGCAUCGACGACUUCAAGAACCACCCGUGGUUCUCCGACAUCGAGUGGGAGACGGUGCGCGACUCGACGGCGCCCUACGUGCCCGAGGUCAGCUCGCCCUACGACACGAGCAACUUCGACGUGGACGACCUAGACGUGCGCAGCUCGGAGACGCUGCCGCCGACCACCAACAACUUCUUCACGGCGCUCCACCUGCCGUUCGUCGGCUUCACGUUCACGCAGGGCAGCCGCAUCAGCGACAAGAGCUGCCUGAUGUCGAGCCUCUCGCCGGAGGAGGCCGACGUGGACGAGCUGUCGCGCGUGGCGUUCGAGCGGCGCAUCCACCGGCUGGAGCAGGACAACAAGGACCUCACGCGCCGGCUGGCAGAGCUGGACCAGCAGCUGAUGGGCGAGCGGCAGCAGACGGCCGACGUGUCGCUGCUGCGUCAGGAGCUUGACACGGCCGAGUCGGAGCACGACAGCCGGCGCCGAGAGCUCGAGCGCACGCUCAAGGUGAUCACGGCCGACCGGGACGGCGCGCAGAAGGAGCUGCUGGAGGCGCAGGAGAAGCUGAAGGGGCAGGGCCGUGAGCUCAGCGACGCGCUCGCCCAACGCAAGUUGGCCAUGUCCGAGUACGCCGAAGUCAGCGACAAACUGUCGGAGCUGCGCGCGCAGAAGCAGAAGCUGUCGCGCCAGGUGCGCGACAAGGAGGAGGAGGUGGAGACGUCGAUGCAGAAGCUGGACGCGCUGCGCCAGGACAUCCGGCGCGGCGAGAAGCUGCGCCGCGAGCUGGAGACGCGCUGCGAGCAGGCCGAGCAGGAGACGCUGAAGGAGCGCCGGCUGCGACAGCGCAACGAGGAGGCCAGCCGCACGCUGCACGAGGAGCUGGAGGCGUUGCGGCAGCGCAGCUGGGGACCGUCCGGCGCCGCGCCCGACUCCGGCGCGGAGCUGCAGAGGCUGAAGGCGGAGCUGGAGCGAGCGGAGCUGGAGUCGCGCGAGUCGGCCCACCAGCAGCAGAGCCGCUUCGCCAAGGAGAUGGCCGCGCUCAGCGAGCAGCUGACGGACGUGCGCACUGAGCGAGACUCGCUGCGUCAGGAGAUGUGCGCGCUGAAGGAGCGCCAGGAGCAGGUGCGCCACGAGGCGCUCAGCGACACGGACGAGGCGCUGGCCGACCUCAAGCGUCGACACGACCACGAGAAGCUCAUCCUGCAGGACGAGAACCAGAAGCUCAUCACCGACAUCGACCGGCUGUCGGAGACGCUAGCACGCCUGCAGACCGAGAAGCGACAGCGCGAGGACGAGUACGAGGAGCUGCGCGCCAAGAAGGAGUCCGUGGCCCAGUGGGAGGCGCAGAUCUCCGAGAUGAUCUCCUUUGUCAGCCAGGAGAAGGACGCGCGCAGCUACCUGCAGGCGCUGGCCUCCAAGAUGACCGAGGAGCUGGAGGUGCUCAAGCUGUCGGGCGUCUCGACGCCGGCCGCCGAGAAGAACUGGCGCAACCGGCGGUCGCAGAAGCUGGACAAGAUGGAGCUGCUGACCCUGCAGUCGUCGCUGCAGUCGGAGAUCCAGGCCAAGCAGUCUAUAUCGGGGGAGCUGAGCCAGUGUCGCGCCGAGCUCAUCGCAGCGCAAAAGGCGGUGGGCGAGUACAAGCAGAGUGUGGACCAGCUGGCCCUGGAGAACCGGCGCAAGGACGACCAGCUGCGCGACCUGCAGCAGCGGCUGACCGCCGGCGACGGAUUCCUGGACCGGCCGCCGUCGCAGAUGUCGUUUCUAGAUCAGUUCCUGAAGGAGCCGCCGCUGCGCCGGUCGGCCGGCGCCGGCGGCAGCGGCAGCGUCGAGAGCGAGGAGGCCGACGUCGAGGACAACCGAGUGCCCAGCAUCGCUUCCUCAAAGUCCGAAUACAGCAUGGACCAGAGCCCGGCGCACGAGCCGCGCCCUGCGGCCGGCGGCCAGGCGCAACCGCAGCUGGCGCCCAAAUACAAGUUCCAUCAGUUCCGCGUGCGCACGUUCAGCUCGCCGCUCAAGUGUAACCACUGCACCAGUCUGAUGGUGGGUCUGACGCGCCAGGGCGUGGUGUGCGAGGUGUGCGGCUUCUUCUGCCACAUCGGCUGCAAGGAGAAGGUGCCCGCCAUCUGCCCGGUGCCGGCCGACCAGACCAAACGGCCCUUGGGCAUUGACCCCACCCGGGGCAUAGGUACCGCCUACGAGGGCUAUGUCAAGGUGCCCAAGCCAGGAGGAGUCAAGAAGGGCUGGAUGAGGCAGUUUGUGGUAGUCUGUGACUUCAAACUGUUCCUCUACGACAUCUCGCCAGAUAAGAACGCGCUGCCCAGCGUGUUCGUCUCCCAGGUGCUGGACAUGCGGGACGAAAACUUCGAGGUCACGCCCGUCAAGGACAACGAUGUGAUCCACGCCAACAAACGCGACCUGGCCUGCAUAUUCCGGAUCACCACCUCCCUGAUGGACCCACCGGGCUUGCGCAACCAUACGCUGAUGCUGGCCGACACGGAGACGGAGAAGACCAAGUGGGUGGUGGCGCUGAACGAGCUUCACCGGAUCCUGAGGCGUAACAAGCUGCCGGACCGGGCGGUGUACCGAGCGCGGCAGCUGCUGGACCCUGCGCUGACGCUGAUCAAGUCGGCCAUGUCGGCGGCCGUCAUCGACCCCGACCGGCUGGUGGUCGGCACCGAUGAGGCGCUCUACUGCGUCGACCUCGACAGGGAGGAGAUCGCUCGCGUGGGCGACGGCAAGAAGAUCUGGCAGCUGGAGUACCUGUCGGACGAGCAGCUGAUGGUGGUGCUGGCCGGCAAGCAGCGCCAGCUCCGGCUGGUGCCCGUCCGCGCCUUGGACGCCGACGACGUGGAGUGGACCAAGGUUUCCGACACCAAAGGCUGCAUCACGUUCGCCACCGGCCUGCUGAAGCAGGGUCCGCAGCCGUCCUACUGCCUGUGCGUGGCUGUGAAGCGACAGGUGAUCAUCUACGAGAUCAACCGGAACAAGGGCCGGCACCGGCGCGUGCGCGAGAUCCUGCUGCCGGCGCAGCCUCAGUGUGUGGACGUGCUGGCCGAGGGCCGGCUGGCGGUGGGCUUCCCGUCCGGCUUCACCAUCUACAGCCUGACGGGCGACCAGCACCCGCAGUCGCUGGUGCACCCGGACGGCCAGACGCUCGACUUCCUCGCCCACAACCCCGUGGACGCGCUCUGCUGCAUCCAGCUGCCCAGGGGAGAGUACCUGCUCGUGUUCUCCAGUCUGGCCGUGUACGUCGGCAUGGACGGCCGCAAGUCGCGCGAGCGCGAGAUCCUCUUCCCCGCCAUUCCGGUCGCCGUUGCGCACAGCGACGGCCAGCUCCUAGUCUACAGCGAGACGCAGGUGGACGUGUUCGAGGCCGGCUCUGGCGACUGGGUGCAGACGCUGAACCUGCGGCGGACGCGGCCGCUGGCGCGCCACGGCCUGCUCAGCCUGGCCACCGUCUCCGACCUGCCGCACGUCGUCUACCUGAGCCACAUCCACCGCCACCCGCAGCUGGUCAACGUCGAGCCGAGCGGGCCGGGCCGGCCGGCCGGCCGCGCCGCGCGCCGCCGCUUCUCGGUCCGGGAGCACGCCCGCACAUCGCGCGCCAGCGCCCACUCGGACCGAGACCGUCGCAGCAAGAUGAUCUCGCUGCCAUCCAACUUCAACCACGUGUCGCACAUGGGGCCCGGCGACGGCAUCCAGAUCCAGCGUCUGAUGGAUCUGCCCACCACGCUGGAGACGGCCGACCAGGCUCCCCCGGCCGCCGCCGCCGCCGCCGCCGCCGCCGCGGCUGUCGCCCAGCCGCAGGGCAUCCAGAGGGUGCGC
This is a messenger RNA of Pollicipes pollicipes, 4863 nucleotides long. It is a transcript of the gene gek, whose product is annotated as serine/threonine-protein kinase gek. The record is from RefSeq and is a predicted model, not a curated record. Gene Ontology annotation, cellular component: cytoskeleton; cytoplasm. Lineage: Eukaryota; Metazoa; Arthropoda; Thecostraca; Pollicipedomorpha; Pollicipedidae. Gene Ontology annotation, biological process: peptidyl-threonine phosphorylation; actomyosin structure organization. Gene Ontology annotation, molecular function: ATP binding; protein serine/threonine kinase activity. The transcript has 29 exons. The annotation marks the transcript as partial.